UUUUACUUGUCUGCCCCCUCUCUGUCUCUGUACUGCACUUGGCACUUUCACAAACUGCUACUGCUGCUACUACUACUACAAGACCACACACACCCACUUCAAUGUCAGUGGUUCACCGGAAGAAGCUGUGGAUUCGGACAAAUCGAACUUCAGAGACCAAAUUUAGGGUUUGAAGUUUUCCCCAGUUUUAGGGUUCAAAAAAUCCCAGGUAAAUUACACCUCAAUUCGAUACACCCCUUCUGAAUCGAAUGUCCUGAGCUCCCUUUCUCCUCUGGGUUCAGAAAAUGAAUGAGGGAACUCGUUUGAAGUUCCAAAACCCAAUUGGAGACGCCAUUACCAGGAUCAGAUUCGCUCCCAAAUCCAACAAUCUCCUCAUCUCUUCCUGGGACACCAGUGUUCGAUUGUAUGAUUUGGAUAGCUUUAUGCUCCGAGUAGAGGCUCCCUCCGAAGCUGCACUUCUUGAUUGUUGUUUCCAGAAUGAGUCAGUUGCUUUUGGCGCUGGUUCUGACAGUUUCAUUAGAAGGUAUGAUUUGGAUUCAGGAAUUCAUGAUACUCUUGGAAAUCAUGAUGAUUUAGUGAGCUGUGUUGAAUAUUCUGCUGAAACACGUCAACUAAUCACUGGCGGUUGGGACAAAAAGAUAAUGUCAUGGGAUACGCGCUCAACAAACACUCUUGGAUGCUUGAACACUGCAGGUGCAGAUGUGGAAUCUAUGGCGGUCUCUGGGUUUCAUUUGAUGGUCGCUGUUGGGUCAUCCGUAAACAUAUAUGACUUGCGUAACUUUAACAAAUCAGUUUAUGUGAAGGAAUUAUGUCUGGGCAUUCAAAUAAGAUGUGUCCGGCCAAUUCUUAAUUGUGAAGGAUUUGUGGCUGGAUCAAUUGAUGGACGGAUAGCGUUGGAGUAUCUUAAUUCAAGUGACACAGGAUAUGUUUUUUGGUGUCAUCCAAAGUCAAAAGAUGGAAGGCAUCAAGUUGUAGCAGUGAAUGACAUUGCAUUUAAUCCAUUUGUCUCCGGUGCUUUUGUCACUGGCAACAAUGAGGGUUAUGUUACCUCAUGGGAUGCUCAAAGCAAGAAGAGACUACUACAGUUUCCAAGAUACUCCAAUAGUGUGUCAUCCUUAUCAUAUAACCAUGGGGGGCAACUUUUGGCCGUUGCAUCAAGCCACACAUACACAGAAGCAAAUGAAAUAGAAGAGCCCCCUCAAAUAUUCAUACAUGAAAUCGAUGACAUCUGCACUGGAUCAGUUUCUGCUGGAAAUUCCACGUUGAAUAAGAUUGCACAAGACAUUAUUUGAGAGAAGCUGCACUUGUUGGCCUAACUCGCCACGCCAAGUGGAGAGAUUCGAUUUCUUUGAUGGCUUCUCUUGCAGAAUGAAUGCAAUGGAAUCUCUUACCUGACCCUCAGGAAAUGUUGUAUAACAUCUUGUAAUUGUUGGAAUUUUAGUAGGUCUUGCUGUUCGGCUUUUGGUCACGCCUCUGAUCGUGAAUGGCUUUGCUUUGACUAGUUUGUAAAACUCUCUUUUAUUUACUUUUAUAAAUAUGAUUAUCAGAGUUAUUUUGAAUAAUUAUCUACAUAAUUUGGGGUGUCUUGACCUUGGGGAUA
This is a messenger RNA of Camellia sinensis, 1600 nucleotides long. RefSeq names its product Transducin/WD40 repeat-like superfamily protein. Lineage: Eukaryota; Viridiplantae; Streptophyta; Magnoliopsida; Ericales; Theaceae. The record is from RefSeq and is a predicted model, not a curated record. Gene Ontology annotation, molecular function: protein binding.